This is a messenger RNA of Acanthosepion pharaonis, 1023 nucleotides long. The record is from the annotation of a GenBank genome assembly. Lineage: Eukaryota; Metazoa; Mollusca; Cephalopoda; Sepiida; Sepiidae.
AUGUUUGGGGGUCGAGAGUCUCCAGUGGGUGUUUAUUUCCCAUUCCCAAGACUCUCCAGGAAUAGGGUUGGAAUUGUGGAACAGAUAAUCAUUCCGACUGGCGUUCUCUCGUUAGCUGUAAAUACCGAUUCGCCCAGCCAGGCCCGAACACCUGACCCCAAAUCUCUUUUCGCCUCUCUUCUUCUCCCUAAUAACUCGGCUCGGCUUUUCAUCGAUCGACACUACUUUUCCGUGAGUUGUUUCACUGCCACCCCACCCAUCACACCUCACCAGCAUCAGCACUCAACUCGUCGAUCCGUGCCUCCUUUUCCUAACCGAACAUAUUUCUAUUUUAUUUUCUUCACUUUUCAUUCAACUUACGGAUUUUUUUCUCUUUUACCUUAUUUUCAACCAAUCCGCGGAUCUACUUUUUUUCAUAACCUUCACGACAUUUACACUCUUUUACCUGUGCUUUCUCCACCGUUUCUCUAUCUUUUUUUCUUGGAUCUUCUCUUUUUUACUUUCUCUAAUUUUUGUCCCCCCCCAUGUCUGUCUGUAUAUCUCUCCUGCUCUCCUUCUCUCUCUCUUUAUCUACCUAUUUUGUAUCUAUCUCAUUCUGUCCAUAUCUAUCUAUCUAUCUCGGUCCAUUCAUAUCUAUCUAUCUAUCUAUCUAUCUAUCUAUCUAUCUAUCUAUCUAUCUAUCUAUCUAUUUCAGUCUGUUUAUAUCUAUCUAUCUCACUAGCUCGCUCUUCCAGGAUUCACUUUUAUACACUCUUUUUUCUUAGACACUUUCAGGCUCUCUUUUCCUUCAUUCGCUUCUCAUUUUCUUUUUUUGUCAACUGCACCGCUCUCUCUUUUCCCUUCUCUCUCUCUCUCUCUCUCUCUCUCUCUCUCUCUUAUACAUCUAAAAAUAUCUCUAUAUCUGCCCCUCUCCCUCUCUAUCUUUUACAUGCUGGCCUUCCCUCUUUCUCGCCUUCUCAUUCUUUCUCCCUCUCUAUUCUCCUUCUUACUUUUACUCUCUCGACUUUCACACAUCAUUUCUAA